Messenger RNA from Triticum dicoccoides, 2034 nucleotides. RefSeq names its product beta-fructofuranosidase, insoluble isoenzyme 1-like. Lineage: Eukaryota; Viridiplantae; Streptophyta; Magnoliopsida; Poales; Poaceae. The coding region runs from base 50 to 1795 and encodes 581 amino acids. Gene Ontology annotation, molecular function: hydrolase activity, hydrolyzing O-glycosyl compounds. The transcript is spliced from 7 exons. Gene Ontology annotation, biological process: carbohydrate metabolic process. The record is from RefSeq and is a predicted model, not a curated record.
CUGUCUCCCCCUCUCUCGUCUUCCCCUCUUAACUGCAAGCAAGCAGGCAAUGGGGACUCCGAAAUGGGUGGUCGCGCCAUUGGCGUUGCUGCUCCUCCUGCAGCUCGCCGGCGCGUCUCAUGAAGUCCGCCGGAGCCUCGAGGCCGAGGCGGCGUCGCCGUCCGUGCCGGCCUCCAUUCUCAGCCCCCUACUCCGGACGGGCUACCACUUCCAACCCCCCAUGAACUGGAUCAACGAUCCGAAUGGGCCACUCUACUACAAGGGAUGGUACCACCUCUUCUACCAAUACAACCCCAAGGGCGCGGUGUGGGGCAACAUCAUCUGGGCGCACUCGGUGUCGCGCGACCUCAUCAACUGGAUCGCCCUCGACCCGGCCAUCAAGCCGUCCAUCCCCACCGACCAGUUCGGCGUCUGGUCCGGCUCGGCGACGAUCCUGCCCAACGGCACGGUGGCGAUGCUCUACACCGGCAUCGACCGCCCGGGCACCAACUACCAGAUCCAGAACAUCGCCUUCCCCAAGGACCCCUCCGACCCGCUGCUCCGCGAGUGGGUCAAGCCCGGCUACAACCCCAUCGCCGUCCCCGAGGCCGGCAUGAACGCCACCCAGUUCCGCGACCCGACCACCGCCUGGCACGCCGGCGACGGCCUCUGGCGGAUGCUGGUGGGCGGGCUCAAGCCCGGCACGCUCCGCGGCAUGGCCAUCCUGUACCGGAGCCGGGACUUCAAGCACUGGGUCCGCGCCAAGCACCCGCUCCAUUCGGCCCUCACCGGCAUGUGGGAGUGCCCCGACUUCUUCCCCGUGCGCGAGCCCGGGAAGACGAACGGCCUCGACACCUCGGAGUUCGGCCCGCACUACAAGUACGUGCUCAAGAACAGCCUCGACCUCACCCGCUACGACUACUACACCGUGGGCACCUACAACAACCGGACGGAGCGGUACGUGCCGGACAACCCCACCGGCGACGUCUACCAGCGCCUCCAGUACGACUACGGCAACUUCUACGCGUCCAAGACCUUCUACGACCCCGCCAAGAACCGCCGCGUGCUGCUCGGCUGGGCCAACGAGUCCGACAGCGUCGCGCACGACAACGCCAAGGGAUGGGCCGGCAUCCAUGCGAUCCCGAGGAAGAUAUGGCUGGACCCGAGCGGCAAGCAGCUGCUGCAGUGGCCGGUGGAGGAGCUGGAUCAGCUGAGGGGCAAGGCUGUGAGCGUGGGUGACAAGGUCGUCAAGCCCGGCCAGCACUUUGAGGUCACUGGCCUACAGUCCUAUCAGUCUGACGUGGAGGUGAGCUUCGAGGUGCCGAGCCUGGACAAGGCGGAGCCGUUCGAUCCGGCCUACGCCAACGACGCGCAGAAGCUGUGCGGGAUGAAGAACGCCGACGUCAAGGGCGGGGUGGGGCCCUUCGGCCUCUGGGUCCUGGCCUCUUCCAACCUGGCCGAGAAGACCGCCGUGUUCUUCAGAGUCUUCAAGGAUGGGCAUGGCAAGCCUCUCGUCCUCAUGUGCAGUGACCCCACCAAGUCAUCUCUCACCCCGGGUCUAUACAAGCCGACUUUUGCCGGGUUUGUCGACACCGACAUCUCAUUCGGGAAGAUCUCUUUGAGAAGCUUAAUCGACCGUUCGGUGGUUGAGAGCUUCGGCGCCGGAGGGAAGACCUGCAUCCUAUCGAGAGUGUACCCAUCCAUGGCGAUCGGGACAGACGCGCAUCUUUACGUGUUUAACAACGGGGACACCGACAUCAAGGUGUCCAAACUAACGGCCUGGGAGAUGAAAAAACCCAUGAUGAAUGGUGCCUAAGCAGUAUAUACUGUAUAUGUUUUCUCGAGAGUUUAAGUUUUUGUUGAAUGACAUUUCGACAUCGAUGUACACCACGCAACUGAUUGCUCGUCUUAAUGAAGACCUCUUUGAGUAGAAGUGGUUAGAGAAAUUUGUUGUACGAUUCAUAGUUUCUGUCACGUGUUGUACGAAUAAACAUGAUCAUCCCACGCUGUUUUCAUAGAUAAUAAAGACCUUAAUGAAUUUCUUCUUUCCACUGA